Molecule: messenger RNA, 2549 nt
Organism: Silurus meridionalis
Lineage: Eukaryota; Metazoa; Chordata; Actinopteri; Siluriformes; Siluridae
Gene: nudt8
Product: nudix (nucleoside diphosphate linked moiety X)-type motif 8
Exons: 6
Coding region: 283-1485 (400 amino acids)
Molecular function (GO): coenzyme A diphosphatase activity
Source: RefSeq, a predicted model, not a curated record
AAACAUCUGAAUUACCCUGUUUAGUUUGAGUACUGGGUUGAUUAUAAUAUUCACCAGUUUGGGUAGAAAUAUGUAAAGAAAAAAAGAUUUUUAAAUCUUGGUAAAAGAGACUUUUCGCCAUGAUGCCAUGAGGUAGACAGACGAAAAAACUGAGAUGGUUUUCAAAUAUGUACCCUUGAUGCACCUGAUCCUCAUAGCACAGAUUCCUGGUUUUGGACUACCCCUACAGUAUGUCCUAGAUAUUCGUUUUACACAACUGAAUAAAGGCUGGUGAUCAGACAGAUGUUCAGAAGUGCUAAGUAUUUGGUUUCAGCAUGUGUACGGGGGAACCAUAGGUCACUGUUUGGGACGUUCAGCAAGUCCAUGAAGAAUGUUGGAGAGAGGUUGUGCAAUGGUUUCCUCUCCAAACCAAUUUGCAUAGUCAACAGUGUAAAAGGAGCACAAAUGAAACAUCUUCAUAUAUCUGAGCCAAAGAACAGUAAAUAUGUUUCAGAAAAAGCUCUUAGAAAACCCUCAUCCUGGCUUGUUAGCAUUUCUGCAGACAAUACUACAAACUUCCUAUCAGUGUGUAAAAUAAAUGUCUCCAUACCGAACUGCUACAGUACCACUAUUUCAGAUCAUUUCAUCCUCUGGGACUGUGUUCCUAACAAAUCCCUACUACCUGAAAAUCAUACAAGCAAUCACCAAUGUCCUAGGUAUAAGUGGAGAACAAAUCUAAAUAGCAACAGGAAAAGUCAGAAGAUCUACCAUAAAACAAGGAACGCAUCUUUCACCAAGUCAUAUGAGAUAAUUAAGGGGCCCGGGACUUUCUAUCAAGAGCGAUGGCACGAUAUUGGACCUCUAAAAUCUCAAGUUUGUGGUUUGCACAGGAGAGUCCCUCAGCAGGCUGCUUUUGAAGAUUGUCUAUCAGCCAAGAAUGAGGAACGCUGCAGAGUCCACUUGCAGUCCAACAUUGCACUGUAUGAGAAGCAGAGAGGAAAGAGAUGGGCAGCUGUGCUUGUUUCUCUGUGUACAGUAGGGGAAGAGCCUGCCUUGCUUUUUACUCUUAGAUCCAGCAAACUGAGGGGAAAACACAAAGGUGAUGUCAGUUUUGCAGGGGGGAAGCAAGACCCCUCUGACAAAAAUAUUGUGGAAACAGCACUGCGGGAAGCCAGGGAAGAACUGGGCAUUAACGUGACUGAAAACGAAGUGUGGGGUCUUCUGAAGCCACUGAAUGAUGUGUCAGGAAUGAUGAUUGCUCCUGUGUUAGCUAACCUUGGGCCACUAGAGACUCUAACACUUCGCCCCAACCCGUGUGAGGUGGAAGAGAUCUUCACUGUGACCGUUGCCCAUCUAUGCAAACCUCAGAACCGAGGCUAUACACAUUUUCGCGCUGGUAAUCGAUAUGGAUACACUCUUCCUGUGUUCCACAGUGAAAAGUAUAGAAUCUGGGGCUUGACUGCAAUAGCGUUGGACCAAACACUGAAACUCAUCAUGCCGGUGUAGCAGCUGUACAGCCCUAGAACACUGUUGAAGGUUUAUCUGCAAUAUCAAAUCACAAAUUGUAGUUCAAUUCAAACUUUGCAGUUUUUGGUGCUGAGGAAACCUCAAUUUAAAACUGAGCUUGUUAAGUUGGUUUUAUUGAUUUUUCAAGUGCAUUGAAUAAUGUAUAAAGAUCUGCAAAGAUUUGCAGUUGAUUAAAUUUGCUGCUUUGCAAAAUAUCAGUGUAGAAAAAGAAUUGUUUGAAUGCUAUCAAGACAAAGCUUUACCAGAUGUUACAGAUUCUAUGUGUAGGCUCUUUUAUACCCGAUCAGCCAUGACAUUAAAACAGUUGACAGGUAAUGUGCAUACGACUGUAAGAUCAUCAUCAGUGGCACCUGUCAAGGGAAGGGAUAUAUAGGACAGCAAGUGAACAAUCAGUUGUCAAAGCUAAUUGUUUAAAAGAAUGAAACAUUGUUUGAGGGCCUGAGGAAAGCCCAAAUUUAUGUUGGAGGCAAGAAUGUAAGAAUUGUUUAGGAACAUGAAAAAAGAUCCAAAGUUUUGCCUUCAAACUCCCCAGAGCACAAUCUGAACGAGCAUAUAUUAGAUAUGUUAACAAGACAAACUUGACAAACAAGUCUGAUCAAUGAAGACCCUAUCUUGCAGGACUUAAAAGAACAGCUGCUAAUAUUUUGGUGCCAAAACCACAGCACACCUUCAGUGGUCUUGUGGAGUCCAUGCCUUGAUGGGUCAGAGCUGCUUUGGUGGCAUGAGGGAAAUCUAUACUAUAUUAUUAGAUAAGUGGUUUUAUUUUUUUGGACUGAUCAGAGGAAACGUUAUAUAUUUCUAAUGGAUUAUCCUUUUAUAUAUAUGCUUACUGGUACAGCAGACUGAAAUAAGUUUGUUGAGCAGUAAUAUUUAAAAAAAAAAUUACUGACAUUAAAUUGCUGUCAUGUAAAUCUUUUUAGUUUAUGCACUGAACAGAUACAAGGUCAUUGGUGUAACAAAAUAUGAAAUGGUAUAAAGUAUAUUUUAGAGUACCUUCACAAAAGUAAACUUGAAUUAUCCCAAUAAAGACUUUUACAAAAACA